AUGUGUGGACUUGGCUUUAUCAGCGUGUCUAAUUGCAAUAUUGAUCUGAUGUGCAAGGACAGGAUACGGAAGCCGCCUACUGUUGGGAGAAAUCGAAGUAAGAUAUCGUCAGCGGCCAUGCUAGCAACAAGUGUUCUCAAUGGUCAGAAAGAGCGCCUGGAUGAUCCGUUCGAAUUAGAAUUCGAAUCUGUUACCAAACAAUCUGAAGCAGCAGGAUAUGGCGUUUACUUUGGAGACGGCGACCCGCGCAACACUGCCGCCCCGUUGGUGGGCCCUGUCCAGACAAACAACCGCGCAGAGUUGACUGCCAUCAAGCAAGCUCUGGAAAACAUACUCGAGGAGUUUGAGUUCGGUAACGGCGAGCAGUACCAGAUCCUCACGGACUCGGAGUAUUGCGUGAAAUGCAUUUUAGUGUGGUCCAAGACGUGGCAGAAGAACGGCUGGAAAAACUCGAAAAAACAGCCCGUCGCCAACCGCGAUCUAAUCGAGGCAAUCCUUGGUCUGAUAGACCGGAUAAAUGACGAAUACGCUCGACAUGGUUUUGGCAGACUGACCGUGGAUUGGGUGCGUGGGCAUGCAAAUAAUCACGGCAACGAGAUGGCAGAUGCACUAGCCCGGGAGGGGGCCGGUAUGGAAAGAAAGUAG
Molecule: messenger RNA, 645 nt
Organism: Ogataea haglerorum
Lineage: Eukaryota; Fungi; Ascomycota; Pichiomycetes; Pichiales; Pichiaceae
Exons: 2
Coding region: 1-645 (214 amino acids)
Biological process (GO): DNA replication, removal of RNA primer
Molecular function (GO): nucleic acid binding; RNA-DNA hybrid ribonuclease activity
Source: RefSeq, a predicted model, not a curated record